This is a messenger RNA of Pediculus humanus corporis (human body louse), 1074 nucleotides long. RefSeq names its product trypsin-zeta, putative. Gene Ontology annotation, biological process: proteolysis. The transcript is spliced from 8 exons. Gene Ontology annotation, molecular function: serine-type endopeptidase activity. The coding region runs from base 1 to 1074 and encodes 357 amino acids. The record is from RefSeq and is a predicted model, not a curated record. NCBI's taxonomy places the organism in Eukaryota, Metazoa, Arthropoda, Insecta, Psocodea, Pediculidae.
AUGAGACGGUGCGUAAAAAAUAUUAUUAAUAACGUUAAAAGUAUUAUUAUUAUUAUGUUAUUAUUCUUCGGGAAUUUAACAUUGUGUCAACGUAUCACGUCAAUAACGUCUGCUAGUAAAAGAGAUAAUUGCGAUUGUAUGGAAUAUUGGUCAUGCGUAACAAGAGGUGGAAAUCCGUACAGUUAUUGCGGUUUGUCGGAUACAAACGUUUGUUGUCUCAUAUCCGAAUCGGCACAAAGUGUUAAUUUUCAAAGUCGUCCAAUUCGUGGUAAACCGAAAUGCGGUUUAAAAGGUUACGACAGCGGUCGCGAUGGUUUUGCUGAUCCUUCCGAAUGGCCCUGGCACGUCGCCAUUGUUGAAGAACCAGGUUUUUUUUACGUUUGCGGUGGUACUUUAAUAGAUGAAUAUUGGGUUUUAACGGCUGCUCACUGCGUUGAAGAUUUUUCCAGAAAUUCACGGACGAAACUCAAAGUACGUUUGGGAGAAUACGACGUGACGAAAACAAAUGAAAAUCUACGUCACGAAGAUAGAAACGUUGGAAAAAUAAUAUUACAUCCGAAAUACGAUAACGAAACUUUAUUACACGACAUAGCACUUUUAAAAUUACAAUAUCCGGCAAAACAAAGGCCUCACAUAGACAUUGUUUGUUUACCUAAAAUCGAUUUGAAUUUUCCAUUGGAAUCCAAAUGCGUAAUAACGGGUUGGGGAAAAACAAACGAAGAUUCCAGAUAUUCGGAUGUAUUAAAAGAAAUAAUUGUACCUUUGUGGAACAAAUCCGCUUGCGAAGAUUCUUUAAGGCGUGAAUUCGGACCUGAAUAUAAAUUGUCUGAUACCUUAGUUUGCGCCGGAUCUCAAGGGCAAGAUGCUUGCGACAAAUUUAAAAGUGAAACUUUGACCGAGUGUAAAAGUUUGUGUGGUGACGGUGGGGGACCGUUGGUAUGUCAAAAAGAAGGACAAUGGUAUCAAGUCGGUGUUAUUAGUUAUGGAAUAGGUUGCGGACAAAAAAAAUCUCCAGGGGUUUACACAUACGUUCCUAAAUACGAAAGAUGGAUAAAAGAAACGGUUUUGUUUUAA